Sclerotinia borealis F-4128 is the source of this 639-nucleotide messenger RNA. NCBI's taxonomy places the organism in Eukaryota, Fungi, Ascomycota, Leotiomycetes, Helotiales, Sclerotiniaceae. The record is from the annotation of a GenBank genome assembly.
AUGGAACAAACUACCUCUCGUCUACGUAAGACCUUUCGCUAUCCCACAGAUAACGACUCCGAUGACUCGUUACCUGAAGCUCUUGAUGAAGAAGAACAAGAUAAUUUAAUCCAACACCUCACCACCCUCCACACAAAAUACAAUACCCUCUACGCCCGAUUUCUCCUCUGCCUUCCCCUCAUAAGCACCAUCCCCUACCUCACACUCUUUUCCCCCACCACCUCUCUUCUCAGUAUCCUAUCCAUUACCUCGCUCCUCUCCACCGCUUUCCUCAUCUACUCAUUACCUCCAGAGGAAACAUCUAUUUCCAUUCUCGACAAUUUCAAUCGACCAUCCAAGUCUUCCCAUGGGUCAAAAAUAGGAGUACUGGGAGUUAACGGAGUAGACAAUGGACCCCUCUUAACCUACCUCCCGACCCUCAAUCUCCUCCUCAGUCUCAUCCUCGGUAUUCUAGGAACCAUUCUCAAAUCUAAAUCCCGCGCCAGAAUUGCAGACGCAGAUAUAAAUAUAUGGUGGACCGGAUUCGAAUGGUUACCUCUGGGAAUCUACGCAGUGGUGCUCCUUGCAAAAACAGUCAUGGGGAGUGUCAAUCCAGAAGAGGAAUUGGGGAGUUUAAAGUACGGAUAUAAGGGGGCUUGA